AUGGGUGGAAACAAGGAGUUAUUUGAUGUUGAGAAAAACGAUAAACUUGGCCGUUAUGCCGUAGCGAGUCAAGAUUUGAAAGCUGGAGAUGUGAUAUUUUCGGAAAAACCUUUUGCAUAUGGUCCUAAAUCAGAUAGCCCCUGCCUCUGUCUGGGCUGUUACAAUCCUGUGGACUGUACAAAACUAUGUUCUAAAUGUAGUUGGCCUGUCUGCAGUGAUGAUUGUGAGAAAUUACCUUGUCACAAAGACUUUGAAUGUGAUGUAUUCUCAAAAGCUGGCGUCAAGUUCCAACCUGUGGAAGACCCUACUGACGUCUGUUUACAAUACGAGUGCAUCACACCUUUGAGAUUUCUUCUAAUGAAAGAAAAAGAUCCCAAGCGGUGGGAGGCAGAAGUUCAACCCAUGGAAGCCCACAAUGAUAUCAGAAAAACCAAACCAAUCUGGGAGUUCAACCAACAUAAUGUAGUCGAAUAUCUAAGAGGUCCAUGCAAACUGGAUAGAUUUCCAGAAGACCUCAUUCACACUGUGUGUGGUAUCUUGGAGGUCAAUGCUUUUGAAGCUAGGACUCCUUCAGGAUAUCUGAUCAGGUGUUUGUUUCCUAAACUAGCUAUACUAUCACACAACUGUAUAUCAAACAUUCAUCAUGCUAUUGACUGUAAAGGCACCGGGGACUCUGAAGACUUUAGUGUGACAGUACGGGCGGCCAUUGACGUCAAAAAAGGAGCUCAACUUCACAGCAGUUACACAUAUUCACUAUGGCCUACACUUGUCAGAAGAGAGUUUUUGAAGGAAGGAAAAUAUUUUGAUUGUACUUGUGAGAGAUGUUCUGACAAAACAGAACUAGGUACGCACUGCGGUACACUGAAGUGCCAACGUUGUGACAAUGGGGUCAUUGUUUCUACCAAUCCUUUAGACGACACUUGUGAAUGGAAAUGUACCCACUGUGACUACAAGACCACGGCUGUUGCAGUCCGCAAAGUGUAUGCAGCAAUUCAAGCAGACUUGGAUCAGGUUGAAUACGUGGUUGGCCCCGAAGGUCUUCAACAAAGAGAAACUUUAUACAAGAAGUACAAAUCUGUAUUACAUCCAAAGAAUUCUUACAUAAACAUUUUGCGAAGCGCACUAGUGCAGUUGUAUGGCAAAGCUGAUGGAUAUUCUUUGGAAGAUCUACCAGAUAUCAUCCUGGAGAGGAAAGUUGAGCUUUGUACACAGUUGUUGGAAGUACUUGAUGUUAUUGAGCCAGGAAAGUCGAGAAUAAGAGGUAUGGUCUUGUAUGAGCUCCAUGGUCCACUGAUGGUCCUUGCCAGACACCAGUACCAAAAUGACGCGAUCAAAAAAGAACAGUUCAAAGAACAAUUAAGGAAAGCUAUAGAUGCUCUGGGAGAAGCCAAUGAAAUUCUGAAGCAAGAACCUGAAACUUUACCUGAAGGGCAGCUGUCCAAGAUUACAGAGCAGGCUUAUCAACAAUUGAAUGAGAACUUUGAUAUGCUUGUGGAAACUGCUUGUUGACCAACUUGCGAAUCCGACAGUAUUGUGCUUGAAAUCUGCUAGAUAGUAGAAUAAUGCCAAAGUUGUUCUAAUUAUCAUCUAAUUAACUACUAAAUGUAGUUAAGAUUAAUGUUUUUUUUUUUAUUUUGAAUAUAAUUAUAUGUGCUGAUAUUUUGUCGAAUACGUACAUAAUUCGUGUUAUAUUUAGCAAAUAAAGAAAAAAAAUGUAUGCAUAUUUUUUAUUCAACAGUCAUAAAAUGUAUGAUUUAAUUAACACCAAAUAAUACAAAGACCAGCUAUGUACGAUAAAUGCAGUCUAGUCGUCAAGUAAUAUAUGAUAUAAGCUUCAAAAUGAAUCACGAAACAAAACAAUAGCGCUAACACCCCGUAUAAAAUAAAGUAAUAUAUUUAUGAAAAUAAGAC
This is a messenger RNA of Acanthoscelides obtectus, 1911 nucleotides long. NCBI's taxonomy places the organism in Eukaryota, Metazoa, Arthropoda, Insecta, Coleoptera, Chrysomelidae. The record is from the annotation of a GenBank genome assembly.